Messenger RNA from Nicotiana attenuata, 1968 nucleotides. RefSeq lists its product as uncharacterized. NCBI's taxonomy places the organism in Eukaryota, Viridiplantae, Streptophyta, Magnoliopsida, Solanales, Solanaceae. Bases 1 to 1968 code for a protein of 655 amino acids. The transcript is spliced from 8 exons. The record is from RefSeq and is a predicted model, not a curated record.
AUGGCUUUCGCGAUCGCAAAUGCAAAGAGGCCUAGGUUAGGGGAAGGGCUAUCGAAGCUUCGCUUUUGCGAAGCCUUUUUCGCUUUUGCAAGAGUUUGCUUUUGUGAGGAUUUGAGCCGAGAGGGGAUGAAUUUUAAAGGAAAGGCAUUUCUAGACUACUCAUUGAGAGCUUUGAGGUUAUUGACUAGUAAGUGUCUUGACUUGAACUUCGUCACUACUCCAUCGAGAUCCAGAUACCUCAGAGUGAGUUGGGUGUUAGGUAACUGUGUGAAAUUUGCUGCAGAGACUUUAAGUAUUAAAGAAGAUGCAGCGUUUUGCUUAUGUUGUUACUUGUUUAAAAAUGAGAUUGGAGGAUAUGGGAAAAAAGUAAGUGACUCUUUUACAAAAGAUGAUUUUAGGACUUGGAAUAAAGAUAUAGAAAGGCUUAACGCACAUGUGAGUGAAGUGAAUAGUGUUCAUAAUCGAUGUUUCAAGAUGAUGCUAGAUUUAUCGAAUCAAGCGCAAUCUAUUUUAACAUCUUUUGAUAAGCAAUCCGAGAAAACUAAAAGUGAGUAUCGGGUCCGCUUGAAUGCCUCAAUUGACGUUGCAAGGUAUCUUUUGAAAGAAGGAAUGCCUUUUCGGGGUCACGAUGAGCGCGAAACAUCUACAAGAAGAGGCAACUUCUUAGAUCUCUUAAAGUGGUAUGCGGAUAAGAAGGAUGAUGUAAAGAAAGUUGUAUUAGAAAAUGCUCCAAAAAAUGACAUUAUGAUUUGUCCAAGCAUACAAAAAGACAAUGUGAGUUCUUGUGCAAAAGAAACAUUGAAAGCCAUUGUGGAAGACUUGAACGGGGAUUACUUUGGGAUAUUGGUUGAUGAGUCUAAGGAUCUGACUCUUGUAGCUAUUGCAAAAAUACAUUAUGAGGCCGAACAAUUUUUUUAUAUUCUUGCAAAAGUUUUAAACAUUGUUGGGGGUUCUUUUAAGCGUAGGGAGAUGCUUCGAGAUGAUCAAGCAGAAAAAUUAGAGGAACUACUAGUGCUUGGUGAGGUUCAUACGGGAAGCGGUUUAAAUCAAGAACUUGGACUUCAAAGGGCAGGUGAUACUCGACGGGGUUCUUAUUUUAAGACAGUACGUAAUUUUAUUAGUUUAUUCUCAUCAAUUGUUCAUGUUCUUGGAGUUCUUGCAAUUGAGGGUUCAAAUUAUCAUGAGAGAUCAAUAGCAAAAAGUCUAGUGGAUGACAUAAGAUCUUAUGACUUUGUGUAUAUGUUACUUUUGAUGUUGAAAGUAUUGGCACUUACAUAUGAUUUAAAUAUGGCUUUGCAAAAAAAAUAUCAAGAUAUUGUAAGUGCAAUGAAGCUUGUUGGUUUCGCAAAGAGACAAUUGCAAGAUAUGAGAGAUUCUAGAUGGAAUUCUUUGUUAGAAGACGUCUCUUUAUUUUGUGUUAAGCAUGGUAUCGUGAUCCCCGAAAUGGAUAUGAAUUAUGCUCCUAGAAAGUCAAAGCGUAAGAAAUCAAGUGUUACAUAUUCUUAUCAUUUGCGUGUAGAGGUUUUCUAUGCUAUUAUUGAUUUGCAACUUUCGGUGCUUAACAGUCGUUUCAAUGAAGUGAAUUCUGAUCUACUUCUUCGUAUGGCUAGUUUGAGUCCACAUAAUUCUUUUGCAAAUUAUGAUAAGGACAAGAUUAUGAAACUUGCUACACACUAUCCGGAUGAGUUUACUGAUUCUAUGCUUGAGGAUCUUGGUUUUAAGCUUGACAUCUAUAUUGACUAUGUGCGAGAGUCGGUUAUGUUUGAGUUGCCUGUCGCUACUGCAACGGUAGAAAGAGCUUUUUCUUCGAUGAAGUACGUUAAAAAUGACUUGCGAAGCAGAAUUGGUGAUGAAUUUUUUAAUGAUUGUUUAGUUUGUUAUAUAGAGGAUGAAGUAUUUGAAAGUUUAUCUAAUGAUGCGAUCAUUGAUCGUUUUCAAAACAUGACUAGUCGUCGAGUACAAUUGUAA